GGCACAGGGCUCGCGCCGCAGAGGCCGGGGAGGCUCCGGCGGCCACGCCGCGGAGGGCGCGGGUCGAGGGGUCGGGUCCUGGGGGCGCGCGCUCAUGGAGGCCGCGCGGGCGGACGCCUGAGAGCAGCGGGGCGAACCGAGCAGGUCACCUCACGCAUCUUUCGAGCCGCCUCGCGCCAGCGGCACCCGGCACCCGGCACCCGGCACCUGGCGGCGGGCCGCGGAACCGGCGCGGCCAUGGCGACGGGCACUCAGCAGAAGGAGAACACACUGCUUCACCUCUUCGCCGGCGGGUGUGGGGGAACAGUUGGUGCUAUCGUCACUUGUCCACUAGAAGUCAUUAAGACUAGGUUGCAGUCUUCAAGAUUAGCUCUUCGGACACUCUAUUAUCCUCAGGUCCAUCUGGGGACCAUUAGUGGAGCUGGAAUGGUGAGACCAACGUCAGUGACACCUGGACUCUUACAAGUUCUGAAGUCGAUCUUGGAGAAGGAGGGACCAAAGUCACUUUUUAGAGGCUUGGGUCCAAAUUUGGUUGGAGUUGCACCAUCAAGGGCUGUGUACUUCGCGUGUUACUCCAAGGCCAAAGAGCAGUUCAAUGGCAUUUUCGUGCCUGACGGCAAUGUCGUGCAUAUUUUCUCGGCUGGCUCUGCAGCUUUUAUCACAAAUUCCUUAAUGAAUCCUAUAUGGAUGGUUAAAACCCGGAUGCAACUAGAGCGAAAAGUGCGCGGCUCCAAGCAGAUGAACACGCUCCAGUGUGCUCGCCACGUUUACCAGACGGAAGGCAUUCGUGGCUUCUACCGGGGAUUAACUGCCUCGUAUGCUGGAAUUUCAGAAACUGUCAUCUGUUUUGCUAUUUACGAAAGCUUGAAGAAGUAUCUGAAAGACGCUCCAUUAGCCCGUUCCACAAAUGGGACUGAGAAGAAUUCCACAAAUUUUUUUGGACUCAUGGCAGCUGCUGCUGUUUCUAAGGGAUGUGCAUCCUGUAUCGCUUAUCCACACGAAGUCAUAAGGACGCGGCUCCGGGAGGAAGGCACCAAGUACAAGUCUUUUGUGCAGACCGCUCGCCUGGUCUUCCGGGAAGAAGGCUACCUUGCCUUUUAUAGAGGACUCUUUGCCCAACUCAUCCGGCAGAUACCAAAUACUGCCAUUGUGUUGUCCACCUAUGAGCUAAUUGUGUACCUGUUAGAAGACCAUCCUCAGUAACAGGCCAAAAAAUUGUGCUCUAGAAGAAUAAAACUGAAAAACGCGAUAGAGAAUUUUUUUUUUCCAUUGAUGUUUAGAAUGUUUGAGACUGAAACAGGAAAGGCCAUAAAAUACUUGGCUCAUGUCACCUGUUGGACAUUUCCUUUUGGAUUCAUGUUUUCUGGAAGGUUUAAAUUCAUGAACAUUAAUAGUUAAUUAUAACUUUUGUGUUGUUGUUUUUUUUUUAACUUAAGAGGAUUCAGGAUUAAGCAGCAACUAAAUUAAAUCAUGCUAUUUAAUUUAAGUAUAAA
Rhinolophus ferrumequinum (greater horseshoe bat) is the source of this 1493-nucleotide messenger RNA. It is a transcript of the gene SLC25A33, whose product is annotated as solute carrier family 25 member 33. Lineage: Eukaryota; Metazoa; Chordata; Mammalia; Chiroptera; Rhinolophidae. The record is from RefSeq and is a predicted model, not a curated record. Gene Ontology annotation, biological process: pyrimidine nucleotide import into mitochondrion. Bases 238 to 1203 code for a protein of 321 amino acids. The transcript has 7 exons. Gene Ontology annotation, molecular function: pyrimidine nucleotide transmembrane transporter activity. Gene Ontology annotation, cellular component: mitochondrion.